CCAGCCCUGUCCCUUGCAGGUGAGUGAGCAGUUUGCCCGCUACCUUGACGUGCAGAUCCAGGAGCUCCGCAGGGCUGCGGGCAGCACGGGGCCUCUGGAGCGGCUGCAGCAGUUCUUGGAGCCCUUUGUCGUCUUCAGUGGCCUGGAGCUUGCCCACAGCUUUGAACACUUCUACAGGCUCUACCUGGGGGACCGGCUCCUGACGCAAGGGCCGUCUUGGCUGGAAGGAGGCAUCGUGGAGCAGAUAGGGCUGUGCUUCCCCAGCCGCUUUCCCCAAGAUAUGCUGAGCAACUUGGCCCAGUCGGAGGAGCUCCAGCGGCAGUUCUGCCUCUUCCAGCUGCAGGAGCAGGAUAAGCGGCUGCUGGAGCUGGACACGGGCCUGGACGAGGUGCUGGGAAGAGCCUCAGUGGCAGAUGUGCCAGAGGUGAAGGUGCUGGCCCUGUCCCCGCGCUGCUGGCCUGUUUCCCCGCUCUGUUACAUGGAUAACCCUGCGAGGUUUUUCCCGGCGGAGCUGAGCUCCCCACUGGAUGAGUUUGCUGACUUCUGCCGGCAGAGCCAGAGCCAGCUGGGCUGGGAGUGCACAAAGCCCCGUCGGCUGCAGUGGACGUGGCUGGGCCACGCCGAGCUGCAGUUUGGAGACUGCGUUCUGCACGUGUCCACACUACAGAUGUACAUCCUGCUGUGCUUCAACAGCGCCCAGGAGGUGGCUGUGGAGGCCCUGCUGCAGGCUACAGGGCUUCCUGCUGACCUGGUGCACCACGCACUGACACCACUGACCCACGGCCAGGGUGUCCUGGUGGGGAGCUGCACUCUGGGGG
Molecule: messenger RNA, 818 nt
Organism: Pseudopodoces humilis (Tibetan ground-tit)
Lineage: Eukaryota; Metazoa; Chordata; Aves; Passeriformes; Paridae
Source: RefSeq, a predicted model, not a curated record